Messenger RNA from Zygosaccharomyces rouxii, 3822 nucleotides. It is a transcript of the gene CLU1, whose product is annotated as translation initiation factor 3 subunit CLU1. The record is from RefSeq and is a predicted model, not a curated record. Gene Ontology annotation, biological process: intracellular distribution of mitochondria. Gene Ontology annotation, molecular function: protein binding; mRNA binding. NCBI's taxonomy places the organism in Eukaryota, Fungi, Ascomycota, Saccharomycetes, Saccharomycetales, Saccharomycetaceae. Gene Ontology annotation, cellular component: cytoplasm. The transcript has a single exon. Bases 1 to 3822 code for a protein of 1273 amino acids.
AUGUCUGCUGAUGAAAAGGGAGCAACUAAUGCUACCAAUUCUGAAAUAAAGUUAUUGAUUAAACUUCCAUUCAAAAGCGGUCCUACAGCACAUUCUAAGAAGACUCAAGUUAACCAGGAGAAUGAAUUGCAAUUACUUUUCACCAGAGAGGGCAAAAUUCAAAAUGUUAUUGAUGUUUUAGGCGUUGUUUAUACUACGAAAUUUUUGACCAAUAUAGAUCUGGAAGCUAAUGGUAGAGUUCUUAGCCCAUUGGAAAACCUUUCAGAUGUGGUCGGUAAUGAUGAAGCUGAAACCUUCAAAUUAAAGUUGUUGUACAAGCCUUAUAAUGCAAGAGAAGUCUUGAAGCAUCUUUUAGCAACCCGUGAAUACUUGGGAUUUACUCCAGAGACAACAGAUGGAUUAUCAGAUUUUGCUGUUUCAGUAGGCUCCAAAUUCCCUGAAAUUCCAUUCAAAGAGAUUAAACAGAGGACUGAAUCUGAGCAUAAAGAUGAAAAGAAUGAGGGGAAAAAGGAAAACGUCGAACCAGAAAUUUCCGCGGAGGAAAAGCAAGAAUUCGUCAAGCUUGUUCAUGAGAUAUUUGAAGAGUUUAAUUCUGAGCCCAACAAAAAUUCCUAUUUUACCGGAAACAGUAUUAUUACCCCAUGCCUUCGUUCGCUUUAUUUGUCGCAUUAUAAUCCUGUCCCAGCCUUCUAUAGGGCUAGAGGCCAUCUAAUGUAUUUGAAAGCGGUUACUUUAGAAGGUGAAGUUUUCCACAUUACAGCGGUUCCAUCCGGGUUCUAUCUGAAUAAGUCCUCCGAAACAAAAUUUGAUCCUUUCCCUAGAGAAGCAGAAAAUGACGAUCAUUAUGUUAAACCAUCGCUUCAUCAAUUGAUAGGUAUGCAUUCUAAAAAAUUCUUUUCUCACAUUGAAAAUUUUGAAAAGAAGAUUAGUAAAUUGGAUUCUGCUGCAUAUUUGAAGCCAACAACUACAUUUUUACAUAAGCCAUGGUUAAUCUCUUCCCUACCUGUUGAGACUGGUGAUUAUUUGCGUUUACAGGAAAAUUCAUACAAUUUCGAUACUGAGAGAAAUUUCAAUGAUGAAUUUCAAGCAGUUAGAGAAUUGGCAUCAGAUUCUUUGCAUGAACGUGUUGAAGCUGAGAGAUUAUUGAUUAGAAUAAGCCAUGAAUUCUCUGCUGCUGCUUCAAAAACUGCCAUGUCUAUCUUACAUGGUGAUUUGGUCGCUAUGAACCCUGAGAGUCCAUUGGAGGAACAAAUCUUCCUAAAGGAUAACAUUUUCUAUUCAUUUGUCACUGAUGUUAGCGGCAAUUUUACCGGAAAAGGUGGAGAUGCUGCUGCCUUCGCUGCAGCAAACCAAGAUCUAAGAACUACCAACUUGUUGAAUCGUUUGAAUCUGAGGGAUGUGCGUUAUUUGCUCGCCACUAUUGUUGACUUCGCUGGUAAAAGAAUUCUAGCACAAACUCCAGUUCCAGGUCUUUUGAAUACUAUGGGCACACGUAUAGUUGAAGAUCCAGAAACCGGUAAGGAAGUUAUUGAAGAUCUACCUAACGAAGUGGUUGUCAACUAUGGAUAUGAUGAAGCUGAAGGUAAAGUUGUAUCUAAUGAAGAAUUUGACGAAUCUGUGAGAAAGGAGUUUAGUAGAACUUUCCAUCUAAAGACUCAUGAGGUCGAUGGUGCUCAAGUGUCUUUUUCAUCACAAUCAAAGGGUAUUAUCGGUUUUGACAAGAGAAAAUACAUCUUAGAUUUGGCCAACACUUACCCCUUGGACAUCAACUUUGUCAGAGCUAAUUUCGAUAGUGUAGAAGAAUCCAAACGCUACCCUCAUAGACAAACUCUAUUGCGUCCAGAAUUAAUUGAAAAAUGGUGGCAAGAAAAAUUGACUAAAGCUGGUGUUGAAUAUAAAGAAGCUUAUGAAAGGAACAUGUUUUCAUACAACCCAGAUGCCUACCAAAUUCCAGGAAUUGAAGAUCCCGUGAUAGACGAGAUUUCUGAUUAUUUGGAGAAAACUGUUUUACAAAGUGUGGUUGAAGACUAUGCCUCUACCAAUGCCAUGGCUCCCUAUGAUGGUGCCCAUGUCGUGGACAACUUGCAUAUCAACGGUAUUAACGUUCGUUACUUGGGUAAAUUGAUUGAAUUGGCGAAGAACACCUUGUCCCAACAGACCGCUGAUUACGAGAAUAAUUUGGUUAAAAUCCAAGAGGGCAACAAGGAUCAUCAAGAGUGGGAAAAAGGUUAUUUGAUCAAGAUCGAAAAAAUGCUGAAGGAAAGACAAGAAAAGAUUAACAAAUAUAUUGAAGCAAACAAAGAAGUUCCUAAGGAAUUGACUGGAGAAUUGAAAUUGAACGAUGAGGAAAUUCGUAAGCCAACUAAGGAGACGCCAGCAAUUAUUGCUAAGGAUUAUCUAUUGCCUUUGAUAUCAGCAGCUGAAUCAGAAAUUGUUGCACGUUCUUUGAAACAUGUUCUACGUAGCUACAGUAAGCCCCUACCUGUCGCUCUGCUACCUUCUUUUGUUGCGUAUGUUUUCAACCUGUUCUUUGGUGUAGAAUAUAAUGAUAAACCAGUUCCAGAGGAAGUAGAUGAAUUUUACCCAGUCAAGAAUUACGAGUUCUCUAAAUUGACUCGCGCCUCUCUAUUGGAAGCGAUUGAGGAACAGGCCUAUCUACGUUUCCGUUAUGAGCUGCCUGGUAAUUGGUUUGAAGCACAUACUAAGGUUCCUUUUGCUUUGAUCAGAUCUGUCUGUUACGGAUUUGGUAUUCAACUAAUCAACAAGGAAUAUUUCUUCAACAAAGAACAGUUCAGCGCCUAUCAGAAUAGUUUAGAUAAGAAGAUGAGAAACAAGGUUGUGGCUCCUAAGUACACCUUUUCAUCAUCUGAUUUGCUCGUCAUCCCUCGCGUUAAGACCACCAAUUAUGGCUCAAGCGUUGGUGACGAAUUGUGGGCCGAAGGUGCCGCAGUAUUGGAUAAGGAUCAAGGUCUCGCCUUGACCUUCCUAUCCCAGGCUAUUGCUGUCAAAGAAGAUGUAUCUACAGCUUUGGACCGCUCCGUGGCAGAAAAGUACUUGGCCUUGUCAACCAUCUACAGUAGCGUUGGGUUAGUACCAGAAGCUGUUGCCUUUGCUCGUAAGGCUUCUGUCAUUUAUGAAAGGGUUACCGGUUUGGAUUCCUUUGAGUUAUUGCGUUCUUUGAGCAACUUGGCUUUGAUGGAGUACUCUAACCGCAGUCCAUACAAUGCUGCCUUGGUAUACAAGAGGAUCAUGGAAAUUGUCAAACCGUUCGAUUUAACCAGCAAACACCAUCCAGUUAUCAUUAGUGCUUUGAACUAUUUGGAGGAAUUUGCUGUAACUUUGAAAGAUUCUAGAUUGGCAAUUGAGAUUUUGAACAAACUUUGUACAUUGGUUGCCAAGUUGGAUGGUGAAAACUCGUUGGCUUCUGGUUAUCUAGAAUCACGUAUCGGUAACUUAUACGCUACCUUGGACGAUAUGCCCCAUGCUUUGGAUCAUAUCGCCCGCACCAACGGCAUCUUCAUCAAGGAGUUGGGUCUUAACCAUGAAGUUACCGCCCAGGCAAGACAAUGGACUGAGGGGUUAACCAAUUUGAUUAAGAAUAACCAAUUCAAGCAAAAGGUCUUAGAACAGAAAGCUAGAGCCAACAAUGGUGCUACUCCUCAAAACCGUAAGAAUGUAGACGAAAAACAAGUGCAACCUAACCCAGGAUUGGCUAACAAAUCUGUGGAUGAACUCUUGAAUUUCAUCGAAGGUUCUGAAGGCGCUGAUACUAAGCAAUCCAAGAAUAAAAAGAAGAGUAAGGGCAAAGGUGGUAAGAAAUAA